AUGAAUAUCAUUCGAAGCGCUUUGCCUGUUUCUUCUUCCGCUCGUUUAUCUAAAUACAAUGUAACUUCCUUCCGUUUAUUUUCCACAUCUUCCUGCCUACUAUCUCACAUUGGCCGUACUCCAAUAUCAUAUCCACCAGACGUCACAAUAACUCAUGACCCCAAACCAAUAUUAAACCCCAAACUAAAAUCCGAAAAAGACAAUACGCUUUUGACAAUAUCUGGCCCGAAUGGCACACAUACACUCCCAAUAAAACCAUUUAUAAUCCUGAAUUUCUCCCAUCCAGUCUUACCAUCCAACCCAACAUCAACACAAGAAUCUAAACUAACGAUCAGCGUAAUGGAUCCGCUUAAAAAAGAGCAGCGUAUUAUGUGGGGUACUACACGAGCAUUGAUCGCUAAUUAUGUUACUGGAGUUACCGAGGGACACGGAGUACCAUUACGUUUAGAAGGCGUUGGAUAUAGGGCGGCAAUUGAGCAGGACAAGCUCGCGUUGAGAGUAGGUAGAACACACCCAGACAUCUUGGACAUACCUGAAGGCGUUAAAUGUGAAGUGCCAAAGCCGACCAAGAUUUUGCUGAGCGGAUCAGACAAGAGGAUCGUCAUGCAGUUUGCUGCCGUGAUUAGGAGUUAUAGAAAACCCGAACCGUAUAAUCAAAAAGGUAUAUUUGUUGGUGAUGAGACUAUCAAGAAGAAAAUUCCCAAGAAGAAAUAA
This is a messenger RNA of Paraglomus brasilianum, 714 nucleotides long. The record is from the annotation of a GenBank genome assembly. NCBI's taxonomy places the organism in Eukaryota, Fungi, Glomeromycota, Glomeromycetes, Paraglomerales, Paraglomeraceae.